AUGGCCUCCGCCGCGUCUCCUGCACCUGAGACAAAUUUUACCCCCUUCGAAAGUCUAAGCUUGUCCCUCGAUGAAGAUAUUGCCCAAGUACGAGCGGAGAUCGAGAAGCUGACCAACCGCCGCAAAUUGUUGACCUCUUCUCUGCUGUCUUCGACCAAGAUACAGAAUCAACUCUCCACAAAGCCAAUCCGUAGGCGAGAGAACAACUCAAACCCAUCACAAUUCGAGUCUGUGUUCCAAAAAUCCUCAUCGAACGUCUACCGUCUGAGUUUCGGCGUAACUUCGUUUCCUUUCCAUGAUCCAAGCCCUGAAAUUCAACCCAAGAACCCGUUGCUCGGCAUCCGCUUUGAUAUAUGCGAUCGCAAUGGUCAUUUUGAUAGCCCGUAUUAUCUGUUCUGCAUAAAAGUCGGCGGAGACGAAGGGCCAUCCACUCGGGAACUUCGUAUACAUCGACACACGAUUCCUGCGCUUGUUCCGCUGGAAGAGUAUGAGAAGCAAUAUUUACCGUUGUCAGAUGAAGGAUAUGGCGGGUCGGAGGAUUCUUUGAUGAGCAUCGAGGAAACUCAGAGGAAGCAGGACCUACACGGCUUAGUUUCGAGAGUGCGGCACGACCUUGUGGCUUGGAGAUCAAGACUAGACGCAAUUGAAUGGGUGAGGGACAAACUUGGAAUUUCUGUCCUGAAGGAUAAACGUCGAGGCCCUGGUCAAGAAGUCGAACAUGGAAAUGACGGAGACACUUCCUUAUUGGACAUUGACGCACCUGCAGGAAACUUUGGUAUUCGAGAGUUCGAAGCGGUUGGCGUUGACGCUCGACAAGUGCGCAUCCUCUGGUCUGAUGACAGUGUUGGCCGCAUCAAAAUUACGGACCAAGGCAAGAUCAAAAAGGCAGCAGUCAUCGGGUUUGACGGUCAUAUCGCCAGUGUUGAACGAGUUCUGACGGAAGGAGAUGCGACUGUAUUCGACCUCCUCGAUAGGCUGCAAGAGAUCCACGCGAGUGCUAGAGAAGGUGGGAUCAGGUGA
Molecule: messenger RNA, 1020 nt
Organism: Exophiala spinifera
Lineage: Eukaryota; Fungi; Ascomycota; Eurotiomycetes; Chaetothyriales; Herpotrichiellaceae
Exons: 2
Coding region: 1-1020 (339 amino acids)
Cellular component (GO): kinetochore; Mis6-Sim4 complex
Source: RefSeq, a predicted model, not a curated record